AAUGAAUAUAUCAUUUUCAAUGAUUGGUAAUUUUACAGUUAUACUAAAAUAACACGCAUCUAUGGCUGCCAAUCCUGACUUGGCCAAAUUAGGACUCCCACACGAGAGGAGCUUCACAUGUUUGCCUAUAAAUAUAUAGAAAACUGUCUACGUAGUAUAUAUUUUUAUACACAUUACAUACACAGCUAAAUAGUUAUAGUUGAUAUAUAUAUAAUACUCUUUACAUAAUAUAUAAUAUAUAAUAUAUGGAGUGUGACAAGAGUUUUUCAGAUAGCUAUAUGUUACUGAAUUCAAAGGAAGUGGGUUUGUUUGAUUUAAUAUAUAUUAUAUAUUCGAGUAAAGUGGUGAAGAAGAAGUUAUUGGUUGACUCGUCUUAUAAAGACGAAGAAAAUUUAUGCCGGCGUUGGAUUAUUUUUGUAUCAAUUGGAGCUCAGAAGGUUUUGCAUGCUCUUUCCGUACCCAUGGCCAUGUUUGGCUCUGCCAUUGAAAUGGGUUUGAAUAUCUUGUCAACUAACGGCAACUUCUUUAAUCUCGUUCUUAAUUUUAUUCGAGGAAAGGUAGUUAUUCCAGAGAGAGGAUCAGCAAGUUUCAAGUCGGUGAUCGCAAAUCUUGAGUGGCGAGUGAGGCUUGACCCUUCCAUCAAACAUGGAGAUCCACGCUAUAAUGCAGCUCUCUCUAUCAUGGCUUCCAAGAUCUCCUACGAGAAUCAACCCUUCAUCCAAAACGUUCUUACUCACAAUUGGAAGAUGGAAUUCCUGGGAUUUUACGACUGUUGGAACGAUUAUCAAAACAAAGCCACAACACAAGCCUUUAUUAUGAGAGACAAAGGUGAAGACCACGAUACCAUUGUGGUGGCCUUUAGAGGAACCAAACCAUUCGACGCCGACGCAUGGAGCUCUGACAUAGACAUAUCAUGGUACGAGAUUAAAGGAGUAGGAAAAAUCCACGGUGGCUUCAUGAAAGCUCUAGGGUUACAAAAGAGUAAAGGUUUUCCUAAAGAGGUUGGUUUUGAAAAGAACAAACCCUUUGCUUACUACGAAAUUAGAAAUAAGGUAAAAAAGCUUUUGGAAGAAAACGACAAAGCCAAGUUGAUUGUAACCGGACACAGCUUGGGUGGGGCCCUAGCUGCUGUGUUCACUGCUAUUCUUUCUUAUCAUGAUGAGAAAUGGUUACUCCAGAGACUUGAAGGAGUGUACACCUUUGGUCAACCUAGGGUUGGAGACCAAACCUUUUGUCAGUUUAUGGAAGAUAAAUUGGUGGAACAUGAUAUUCAUUACUUUAGAUUCGUUUAUGGUUACGAUUUGGUCCCAAGGCUUCCUUAUGAUGAUGAUUCAUUAAUGUUUAAACAUUUUGGCACGUGCGUUUAUAGUAACAUGCAUUACCUAGCAAAGAUUGUAGAUGAGGAACCAAACAAAAAUUAUUUUUCACCAGUGAAGGUGAUACCAAUGAUGGUGAAUGCAUUAGGAGAAUUGGUGAGAAGCUUCACUCUACCAUUAUGGAAGGGUAAUGAAUAUAAAGAAGGGAGUUUGAUGAGAUUUAUGAGGAUAGUAGGUCUGCUUAUUCCAGGAAUACCAGCUCAUUGUCCUCAAGAUUAUGUCAAUGCAACACGCCUCAUCACCUCCCCUCCUCACUUUCUCCUUCCACCCAAGGAUAAAUCUCAGUAGUUUAUUGUAAGUACAUGUGGGCUCUAAAAGGGUUCCAUAUAUAAUAUACUUAAUAUAAUAUUUGGCAUACAUAUCAUAUUAUGUUGGGUUGUCGUAUUAUGUAAGAUAUUAUUACUUUUAUAAUUCAGAAAUAUAUAUGCCAAAAUAUUUGCAUGAA
Molecule: messenger RNA, 1821 nt
Organism: Cannabis sativa
Lineage: Eukaryota; Viridiplantae; Streptophyta; Magnoliopsida; Rosales; Cannabaceae
Product: triacylglycerol lipase OBL1-like
Exons: 5
Coding region: 246-1664 (472 amino acids)
Biological process (GO): lipid metabolic process
Molecular function (GO): triacylglycerol lipase activity
Source: RefSeq, a predicted model, not a curated record